UCAUACUUUCCAUCAGUCACAAUAGCGCUAGACAAUAUCUGGCGGUGGCCAAGUCUCCUUCCCACGCUAGUGCGGUGUUCACGCGAGCCAUUGCCAAGCGGCCCAAGCCCUUCCAAAAAAAUCCCAAAUAGUGCGUACUGUCUCUUCUUCUCCCUCCUCUCAUGCAGUCCAUAACCAGACCAACACCAUAGAAACAAAGCCCUCUCAUCACACGGGUCGUUUCUAAUCUUUGCACCUCAGCUUUACAUACACAGUCUUAGUGUAAAAGAUUUGGGUAAUUGGGUAUGAUUUUGAAUGACCCAAAAGAAGUAAAACACUUGGGAACUUUGUAGUGUGAGUUCAGUUUGCUUGAAAAUGGAGUCGGGUUCGAAUGGCGAAGAACCCACAUCGUGGGAUGAACUGUACAAGAUUGAUUUAAUUCCAUCGGAGUUGUUUCUCAAGUUUCGGAAAGAAAUUGAGGGGUUUCGGGUUGGUCUCAAUUUGGAGUUGUAUAAUGCUCCAAGUAAUGAGUACCAGACAAAGCUGGUAUUGAAGCCUCUAUCCUGUGAUCGAAAAUGGAAGUUCAUAUAUGAGCCUUUACAUCAUGAUGUGCGCCUUCUUUCCAAGAAGAUCCCAAUUACAAGGUUUCUAAAUCUCCAGGUUGGCAUAGGCCACAGUUUUCAGUUGCACGCAACUGGUUGGAAAUGGAAGCUUACUACUUGUUUGGGUGGAGAUGGUGUAUCUAGGAUCAGGAAUAAGACGUCACUUGGCUUGUGUCCUGGUGUGGAUUUCCGGUUUGGAUGGAGAGCAGACUAUGUUCUUCCAGAAUUUACUGGGGCCGUGGGCACAGGUGAACCGUUGUUCAACAUGAAUUCAGGACGCCUAGAAGCAUCACUUGAUCGAAUUGAGGCCAUUUUGACUCAUACAUCAUAAGGACUUGUCAAAGGACCAGGAAUGUUCAAAAAAUUCAGUGUGUCUUGAAAGCACAAGUGGAAGUAUUUUCAUUACCAGGGGUUAGUUUUUCCAUUCUCAUGCAGUGAUCCUUUAAGAUUUUACCGUGUAACCAUUGAUAGGGAUCCACAUGAACAUAUGAUUGUAAUUAAAUUAUUUCAGUUUUUGCAAAGAUUGUAAUUAAAUUAUAUCAGUUUUUGCACUAAGAGCAGUUUAUGAAGUUACCAUGUUCAUUUAUAUUUAA
Camellia sinensis is the source of this 1174-nucleotide messenger RNA. It is a transcript of the gene ORG4, whose product is annotated as OBP3-responsive protein 4 (ORG4). NCBI's taxonomy places the organism in Eukaryota, Viridiplantae, Streptophyta, Magnoliopsida, Ericales, Theaceae. The record is from RefSeq and is a predicted model, not a curated record.